Molecule: messenger RNA, 1962 nt
Organism: Pyricularia oryzae 70-15
Lineage: Eukaryota; Fungi; Ascomycota; Sordariomycetes; Magnaporthales; Pyriculariaceae
Exons: 2
Coding region: 546-1760 (404 amino acids)
Source: RefSeq, a predicted model, not a curated record
CGAGAAAGAGGCAUCCUCCUAAACUUCUGACACCCACCUCUGGGUGUUUAUCAAUUUUUCCCCGCACAAAGUAACGCGCCAUCAACUUACUUUUCUGUCAACAGAAAAGUCGAUAUUCAACUCAAUACUACUACACAUCAUCACUCAUUUUCAUUCAUUCAGACCUCAUUACAGCAUUUUUCUACUUUGUUUUUUCAAAGAGGAAAUAAUGCAGACUUGAUGCAACGAUGCGUGACCACGACGUCAACACCAGCGGUGCUUUGAGCACUUCACAGUCAUCCACCAACCUCGUAGAUGGUCGUCUCACGGUUGGCGCUUUGAGCGAGAUGGAUAUCGAUAAUGCUUCGUCUUGGUCACUUCUUGAUCCUAGUUCAGAGCAAGCUGCCGACUGCUCGCGUGCGAGAGACUUGAAAAGACAGAAAGUCACUGGUCAUGGUGCAAUUGGAGAAAAGCCUGAUGAGUGCAAGAGCGACAAGAAACAUCUAGAGCCCGAGCACGAGACAACGGAGCAGCUGUAGGACAAGUUGCAUGCUACUGUCUUGGAGAUGAAUCCAGGCGUCUCGCCUGGCUCAUCUCACUCCGACGGUGCUACUCAAGUGUUGACAUCAAGCCCCAUCGGCUUGGCCGCUGCCAGCGAUGAUGCUAACGUACCGGAAAUCGUGGCUUACGAGUCUUCCAACUAUUCGGACCAAGACGAGGAAGACUUGUCUGAUACAUCAGAUGCCCUCGAUGAAGACGAGGAAGACACGCUCGAGUCAGAGCAUCUCGCCAACCUGCAACGCAUUUUAAGCCCCAGCGUGCCGGCCAUUGUUUUUACACCUCCGUCUCCCAAACGCACUUCACCCCGCUCACCAGUCUCGACGGAUGAGGAGGCUAUGCCAGAUGACCCGAACAGUCUGGACCCGGGCUGGGUCUGUCGGGAGAAGCUUGACGAUAUGAUGGAGAAGGACAGAAAGGAGGAGAAGCGGCGGCGCGAGCGCAAGAGAAGAGGGGCCAUCGUUUCCGAGAAGGAGCUCAGGCGUCAAAUCAGAGAGCUAGAGGCGACGCUUGAAGAGGUUGGCGAGGAGAAACGGCAGCUCAAGCAAAAGAAUUACCGGCAAGAGAGACAGCUGCGCCAGUUGAAAACCACGCCGCUGGCGAAGCAGGCACUCCAGACGCUUGCAGAUGUGGCGGCGAUGGAGAAAAAGGCGCGCGCUCGAACCCAAGCUGUCGCCGACAUGACGUUUCGGCAGGCCCAGUAUCUCGAUUUGAUUGAUCCUGAGCAGCACAUGCUGCAGAUCUACCCCGAGCAGCCAUCUCAGUCGUACAAAAGCAAAAUCACCAAUGCCAAAGCGACACGGGAGUCGACAGGAGAGAACCGUGCCGUCAAACGAAACUCUCGCUUCUCAGCGGCCCAUGGUGACGAUCGAACGUUGCACAAACCCGUGCAGGCUAUCGGAGCACAUUUGCACGCACCCGACAAGACCUCGCAGCUCGAAGCAAAACUCGAGCAGAAUGCCAAGGAGCGGUUGCUACUGAAGGCAGAGCUGGCUGCCGUGAACAGUCGGUUCAAGGCGUUCCUGUCUGGUGAAGAGCUGGCGUCCAAAAUGCUUCCGCAUGUGCUGGAAGAGUUGAAGCAGGAAAGGAACAACAGGAUGAAUUUCUCGACCGAAGUUGUCUACUUGAGGGCAAAACUAUCACGUCUUCGGAGGGGUAAUGCCGGUGAAUCGACGCCGGCGCUCACGGGUCGUCAACCUGACAACACCGACGAGACACUGUGAAUCGGAGCGCACUCGUCCAGCAACGAGGAGCAUACUCUUUCUAGGCAUAGUCUAUUGUUUGAUUUCUUCUUGGCCUAGUGAUGGUGGUAUUGUUGAGGGUUGGCACUGCCAACAUGAGAAGGCCAAGCACAAGAUACUUUGAAGAUCAAUGAUGUAACAGAGUAGGAUACAAGCGGUAGUAAUCAUAACUGACUUUCCACGA